This is a messenger RNA of Sclerotinia sclerotiorum 1980 UF-70, 171 nucleotides long. RefSeq lists its product with no specific name. NCBI's taxonomy places the organism in Eukaryota, Fungi, Ascomycota, Leotiomycetes, Helotiales, Sclerotiniaceae. The record is from RefSeq and is a predicted model, not a curated record. The coding region runs from base 1 to 171 and encodes 56 amino acids. The transcript has 2 exons.
AUGAUUCUUGGGUUUUUGAUUGCACUUUGGAGUUUUGUGAUAGAAAUUUUUAUUGGUGGAGGUGGAGUUUCCAAGUUGAAUGUUGGAGAAGAAGUAAGCAGCUCGAAUCAGAAAUCAAAACCAACGGGAUGCGUCUCCGCGGUGCAAAUUCUUGCAACGCUUCUUAUAUAA